Geodia barretti is the source of this 3405-nucleotide messenger RNA. NCBI's taxonomy places the organism in Eukaryota, Metazoa, Porifera, Demospongiae, Tetractinellida, Geodiidae. The record is from the annotation of a GenBank genome assembly.
UCAGUGAGAGACACAGUCUAUGUGGGACUGUAUACUGCCAGUGGAGGAGAUAUCUCAAUAUCUGGAGGAUUGACAUUUGACCCUGACCAGCUGACCCUCACCUGUAUCUCCACUGGUGGACCUGCUACCACUGUCACUUGGACCAGAGACUCCACCACUGUCACCCAAGGAACCCAGACUGUGUUGAAUGACCCAGUGACUGCACAGUACACCCACACUCUGACUGUGACUACUGCAGGAGAGUACACAUGUACUGUGGCUAAUAACAAGCCAUCUUCUGCUUCAGCUAGCACCACUGUAGCAGGUCCCCCACCUCCCACUGAUGUGACAGCAGUCCAGGAUGGUCCCAAUAGUAUCACAGUGACCUGGACUCCUCCUGAUCCUCUGGAUGGUAUCACUGGCUACACCAUCUCCUACACUGGAGGAGCAGUGCCGUGGAUAUUGAUGGUGGCUCUACCAACAGCUACACUCUGACUGGUCUCACCAAUGGACAGACCUACACCAUAUCCAUUGUAGCCACAUCAUCUGGCUUGCCUAGUGCACCAGAACAGUCCACUGUUGGUUUAGUUCCUUCUGCUCCAGUCCUCGACUCAACUCCAACAGUCACUACGACUACCAUCGCUAUAUCUGGUAGUGUUCCCAGUGGCUCAGUGGUGACUGGCUAUGUGGUCCAGUGGCAGAGAGACACCUCACUUGUCUGUCCUGGUCUGAGUGAUGAUGGUAGUAUCACUGAGAUUAGCAGUAGUUUCACUGGCCGUACAAUAACUGGACUGGAGCCAGGCAAUAGGUACACCAUCACUGUGACAGCUUCUAAUGGAGCUGGUAGUGGUCCUGUCAGUAAUGCUGUCACUGCAAUGACUACUGCGACUGCUCCCAGUGGUCCUCCUGGUCCAAUCACUCUAGAUACAGUCACACCAAACAGUGCCAUUGUCCAGUGGGGAGAGGUGCCUUGUCCCCAGAGAAAUGGACUAAUCACGGGCUACACAGUUACUGCAACAAACUCGGGUGGAAUGGGAGAAGGAACUGCUAGUUUUGAUGUAGACGCUAGACGAGCCACGAUCUCUGGACUGACUCCAUCCACACAGUAUACUGUGUCAGUAGCUGCAGUCAAUAGUGCUGGUACUGGACCUUCCACUACCCUCUCUGUAGAGACUCCAGAUGGACUGACUGUAUCGGCCACUCCCUCAUCCUCUACCUCCCUCGCCAUCUCAUGGGCACUGGAGGACAGUUUGACUGCUACCUCCUACACCAUCUCCUACUCCAACACUAACACCGACUGUUUCACUAACUCCAGAAGUGGUAUCCCUGCUAGUGGGACAUCAUACACCCUGGAUGGUCUAGAGGAGGGAACUGAGUAUUCUAUCACUGUCACUGCCACUCUGACUGGGAAUGGAGGGACUCAAGAAGGCAGCACCACAGCCACCACAUUGACUGCUGCUCCAUCUGCCCUUCCCUCUUCCGUGAGAGUCUUAGUCAAUAGUUCCACUAGUAUCAUAGUCCAGUGGGGACCAGUGGAGUGUAGACAUCAGAAUGGAGAGAUAACAGGCUACUGGGUGAGGUAUGGGGAGGAGGGGAGCAGCGAGGAAGCCAGGAAUGUUCAGAUGGUGUCAGGAGACUCCAGUGGAGGAAUGACCACAGUGUCUGGACUGACUAGAGAGACAGUCUACACUGUGCAAGUGACAGCAGUGACCAGCUCUGGUACUGGAGUCUAUAGUGAUCCUCUCAUCAUUAAAACUCCUGAUGAUGUCUUCCUCAGUCUGAAUGGUAGCAUCAUCCCUAAUAAUGGCUAUGUGGAUAUCAGUGACAUUGGCUCCACUGAUAACACUGCUCUACUGUGUAUCACUAACCGUCCUCCAAUGGAUGCUAAUUCUAGAGGAAACUGGUUUGCUCCAGACGAGACCAGAGUGGGUGGUCCUGGUACUACUGAUGUUCCAGGAUUUACCAGAAACAGAGAUUCUAUGGUAGUGAGACUGUUGAGGAACACUGCUACUGAUCCUGCAGCUGAAGGAAUAUAUCAAUGUUUAAUAGAUGAUGCUAUAUCCAGAAGUAAACAAAUCUCUGUUGGACUCUACAACAGUGGAGGAGGAGAUAUCUCCAUUCCUGGAGAUGUGUUAGUGGAGUCUGACCUCAAUGGAGCCAGUCCUCAGUUCACCCUCACCUGUAUCUCCACUGGUGGACCUGCUACCACUGUCACUUGGACAAAAGACAAUGUCAUUAUCACUGGAGAGCAAAACGAGACUGUGUUGAAUGACCCAGUGACUGCACAGUACACCCAUACUCUGACUGUGACUACUGCAGGAGUGUACACUUGUACUGUGGCUAACAACAAGUCAUCUUCUGAUUCAGCUAGCAUCACAUUGGAGGGUCCCCCGCGUCCCACUGAUGUGACAGCUGUCCAGGAUGGUCCCACUAGUAUCACAGUGACCUGGACUCCUCCCUCUCCACUGGGAGAUACCACUGGCUACAGGAUCUCCUUCACUGGAGGCAGUGAUGUGGAUAUUGAUGGUGGCUCUACCAACAGCUACACUCUGACUGGUCUCACCAAUGGACAGACAUACACCAUAUCCAUUGUAGCCACAUCUGAACACCUCUUCGGUGAUGCCACCACAUUUGAAAUCACACUAAGUAAGAGAGAGAUAGGGCCCUACAUUUCGGUAAUCGCCUAUUCCAGUCCCAGCUCCAGGACAGGUGUUUGUGUCAGUGAGCUCCAUAACAGCCACCUCCAUCUCCCUCUCCUGGAGUGUGUCCAGUGGGAGGGUGGCCAGUUGGGAGGUGGUCUGGAGACCCACUGACAGAGGCACUGAGAGCACCAGUGGUCCUCUGUCUGGCACUACCUACACCAUCCACCAGUUGGACCCCUCCACUAUCUACACACUCACUGUAUCAGCCACUAAUGUAGCUGGAACCACUGACAGCACUCCCAUACUUUUCUCUACUGGUGCCAGUAAUGAUAUCCAAGCAAGGAGUUCAUCGAGUGAAUCAGAGAGUGGUGCGACCAUUGGUGGAGUGGUAGGGGCUGUAUUGAUCAUUGCUGCAGCAACCCUCAUUCUACAUGUGGUGAUAGCUCUGCUACUGAGACGUCAGAGAGGCAACUACUCCACCUCUGCCAAGAGAAGAAGUGAGAUGGUGGAUGCUCCUGGAUCUGCUGCUACAGUUCUAGAACUCUCCAAGAUAUCAGACGAAACCUACGCAAGUCCGUUCCAGACCACCAGUAAUGAGGCCUACAAUGUAGUGAGAGGGACUGGAAGGACAGCUGAAGAUGAUUAUGAAGUACCACAAAACCUUCCUCCCCCCACCUCAUCGUCCCGACCUGCAGCUGGAGACAACACCUAUGAGCCUGUCUGACACUGACACUCUGUGUGUAUAAAUGAGGUUGUAGCUGAAGUAUUAUAUUUUGUCUUCACC